UGUAAGGCUUCGGUAAAAAAUGUUUAUUGAAAGAGCAAACUUGCCCAUAAUUUUAACAUUUUAUCGAUGGUUUAUGUAAAACUACAAUUGACAUUAUGGCGAAGUGCGAGUGCUCUACUAAAAUAAUUCCCGCAGUUUGCGCAUGGACGCUCUUACUUGGCACGACCGGUGUAUUUAUCGCUUUUGUGUCUCCCUAUCUCUAUUCAAUUAGCAUUGGGCUUCCGAUAUAUGUUGGACUGACAGCAAUAUUUGUGAUAGCAAACUUUGGAUUAGCCACUUUUAUGGACCCUGGUGUUUAUCCUAAAGCACAUGAAGAUGAAGUAAAGGAUGAUGAUUUCCGAGCACCACUGUACAAGAAUGUUGAAAUCAAAGGCAUCACAGUUCGCAUGAAGUGGUGUGCCACAUGUCAGUUCUACCGGCCACCAAGAUGUUCUCACUGUAGUGUCUGCAACACCUGUAUUGAGACGUUUGACCAUCACUGUCCAUGGGUGAACAACUGUAUAGGACGGCGUAACUACCGCUACUUUUUCCAGUUUUUACUCUCCCUUAGCAUACUGAUGGUCUCACUGUUCGCUCUCAGUCUAUUCUACGUCCUCAAACAUAAGGACUCGCUUUCUACCAUUCCCAGCAUUGUCAGUAUUGUGACAAUGUGCAUCAUAGGACUGCUUAUCAUCCCGGUGGGAGGGCUGACAUGCUUUCAUGUUGUCCUAGUUUCCCGGGGUAGAACCACAAAUGAACAAGUCACUGGGAAAUUUAAAGGUGGUCAUAAUCCUUUCACUCGUGGCUGCUCACAAAACUGCAGAUAUGCUCUCUGUGGACCAGUAUGGCCAAAAUUAAAAUCAUAUGUAAGAAAAACUAGAACAAUUCAGUUAGAUUCCACAAAAGUGACAUAUAUAGCAGCAGAUAAAGAAGUCAAGGUGUAUGCUGAUACUAGUAACGGAGUCAAACGGAAUAUGAAAAAUGAUCGUGAUGGAAUGCGCCUCUCACUCGUCGAAGAUUACGAUGACAACGUGGAUGAUGAUGCCACUCCGUCUCAGGAUAGCAUAAGCCUGGACAUUGCCACGAACCAACAACAGCAAUCAGCUUCUUACACAAAUCUUUUUGACACUUCGCAGCCCACACCGGUCGGUGCAUCAUACCAACAUAGCCGUGCGAGCCCAAAUACUAGUCGCAGUAAACAGCAGCAGUAUGAUCGGUCACAGAGACCUAGAGACACCCCUUCUGCUCUCUCAGUCCCACGGAAGGAUCCCCCACUCGCAAUUCCUGAAGAUUUUUCACCAAUAAAAGGCUCAAAACCAAGAACAGUAAUGAAUAGCCCUGGAGUGGGUAGACCAAAUGUUUCCAAACCACCAACAGGGCAUACAAGGCCAAUUGACUUUGACAGGGGGCAGAGGGCAGGUCAAGGUCAAGAUGCUCCUUACACUAAUAAAUACAAUGGGUAUCCAGUGAGGAGUGCUAGUGAAGAAAGAUUCAGGGAUAGUGAUAACAAUUACAGUAAUCAUCCUACCUCCAGAGGGCAUAACAGAUACCCUGAUAAAAUGACACGGAGAUCCCAUGAAUAUUUAGACCAUAGGGGUCCACAGUACAACCAGAGGGGAACAAGCAAAACUAUGCCCAGCCAAGGUAGGCAUGUGACUAACGCUGCCAGUGGGCAGCAGUAUUCAGACGCUGCUGAAAGUGAUGAUGCAGACUACAAACGGCCAAUGUCAUUUGUAAAAGCACUAGAAAUGAGCGAAGUUAUGCUCUCAGCUCGUGGUAAAGACUUCAGUGCUCCACAACAAAACUCGCAGCAACACAUUUCACAACAAGUCACAAAAGAAGAGAAAAAGAAAAGUGUGUAUGACUCUUCAUAUGAGAUUUCUGUUUAAUGGUUUUGUUAGCUCGUCAAUUUUAUGAAUAUAUAUAAACAAACAGGAGGUCUUGUGAUAGCCUUGUUGUCAUUAAUGUUGUUGUGCAAAAACUACAAUCUUGGCCAUUACUCAAAAGCUAUUAAAGAUACUUAAAUGAAACUUGGUACACGUGUUGAGAAAUACAAUACACAUAUGUGAAGCAAGGCCCUUAAAUCCACCUUUGACCCCAUUUUCGACUGAAAAAAAGAACAACAGACUUAGCAUUUGUGUUUGCUCCGCGACACUUUUGUUUGUCUUUUGUUAAUUUUCUAUGAGUCAUCAGCUUACUUCAAUGUCAUCAGAAUUCCUUUCUUUGUUUGUAAUAAUGUAUGUUUUAUUUAUCAUUCAUUAUCAUAUAUAUAUUUAAUAAUAAGAGUUUGAAGAAUAUUUUCAUAGCUUAAACAUUUUGACUGCCAUGAUUCAGAUGAAAGUAAAUUGUGAAUGUUUGCAUAAUUUAGAUUGAAUAUUUCAAAAUUAUCAUUCUUAUUUUCUGCCUUGGCACAGGGGCCAUUGUCAUACCAACCUGCAAGUUUGUAUGAAUGUUACCUACUUUAUAAUAAUUAUUGCCUGUUAUAUUGGCUUUUCUUGGAUUUGUAUUGUACUAAAUGUCAAAAGAAACAUUGGUGCAUCACAGUUAUUUUCACAAAGUAUUUGCCAAUUGGGACAACUUGGCCAUUUUCCACCGAAAACAGCCUCGGAUGUAUAUGGAUGGUUUACAAUGUCAGAAUUCUUUACAUUUAACUACGCUGCAAGUAGAUUGUGUAGUAAUUUCAACUUAGCAGUUAAACUUAAGGACUUUACCCUUUGGAAUAUUAUUUAUGCAAUAAUACGUAUCACUGUGAAACAAUUAUGACAAAAUUGCUUCAAUUAAUUAAUAUUAUUAUUAUUAUUAAAUUUAGGAACCUUUUCUACUAAUGCACCGGCAUACAUUCAAGGUUGUUUUUGAUGGAAAUCAGGUGAGGUGCUCAGAUUGAAUAUUUGCAUACUUUGUAAUAAUUAUAGUCUGCCAAAAGGGAGCUUUUUUGUUUUGGGGCAGCUUGUCCCUGUGGUUUUAAGCUUUUGGAGUAUGCAACUCUUUAUUCAAAGUUCACACUUGAAAGAGUUUUGUUCUGAGAAAAAAAAAAAACUUGUAAAAGUUUUUGGUUUUUCGUCCAAGUAUAUGGUGCUUCUACGUUAUUUUUUGUAACAUCUCAGCUUUUGAGAUUCAAUUUCCUGUUUUCAUCAAGGACAUGCUAGUUUGUGUCUAUAUUACCAAGCCUUCCAGUGUACUUGUUCUGGGUAUACAUUUGUUCUUGCAAUUAUUUAACUUUCAUUUUCCAUUUUCAAAAUUAAGUUCUAUUUGGUUUAGUUUUUGGAUAUGUUUUUUUUUUCAUUAAUUUGUGGCAUAAUGUCUAAAUGAAAUGAUAAAAAAAUUGCUUUAAAUCAGCUUUUAACAGGCACACCAUCCAAAACUGAUUACUCUAUGUCAAAGUCAAAAUGAACGUAUUUUAGACACUUGUUGUUGUUUACGGGAGUGGGAUUUGUAAAAAUAGUAACUUCUUAACUGGAAAUUUAAACCGAAAUGUUUUUGUAUCUUCGUUUUCUACUGGAUAUCUAGUCAGAUACUUAGUUGUUACCAUUCUGUUGACACAGCUUAGGUUAACCUUUCUCCCUUUACCAUUCAAAUGACAUGACUUAGUGUAAAUUAUAUGCUGUUACCGUUUAAAUGACAUGGCUACCGUUUAAAUGACAUGGCUUCGUUUUACCCACAUCUCCUUUUUUCCUUUUACUAAAAGAUAAAUUAGUGAAUUUUCAACUUGUGUUUAACAUUCAACUUACGGCAUAUUCACUGACCGAGAAAUCUGUCUGCAUUUUGUAAGUUUAAUGUUAUGACUAUAACCUAUAUCCUCAUAAAUCAUUCCACAGGAGUUCAUAUAAGUUCUGUGUUUGUUGACUAUGCUUUUUGUAUGGAUUUGCAAAAUUGUAAUGUAUUUUCUUGUCAUAGUUUCAGGGAACAUCCAUCUAUUCAAGUUUGGAUUUUUUGUACAAUAAUAAAAUUUCGUUGCUUGAUAGGUUCGUACUGAGCCGUGGAAAUUUCUAUUCUAAAACGUGAAGUACAAAAAAAAAUGUGAUUGUUUGCUUCGAUUUCAGUUUAGUGCUGGUAAAUGUUUUUUAAUUGUUUAAAUAAAUAUAAAUGCACAAGUAAGUUACUUGUGUCAGAGCUGUUCAGCUGGAUCUACAAUAUACUUUAAUAAUGCUGAGUAAAUGACCUAUUUCUUGUAAAGCACCAUUAGCCUUUCUUUUCAUAUAAAUUAUAUUUUUAUAUUUUUUUGCAAUUUAGCUUGUCCAUAUUUCUAAAAACAAACCUGAAGGUAUUGUGAUAGCCUUGGCGUUGGCGUGAUGCUGUCAUGUUAUAUUUUGUAUAUAAUCGAUGUAGUGUUUGCCUGUCCCUUUGAUUUACAGUGUAGGUCUGUUCAAUGACAGUAAAAGUGUCAGUCUGUUUAAUGACAGUUAUAGUGACAGUCUGUUCAAUGACAGUUAGUGUAGGUCUGUUUAAUGACAGUUACAGUGUCGGUCUGUUUAAUGACAGUUACAGUGUCAGUCUGUUUAAUGACAGUUAUAGUGUUAGUCUGUUCAAUGACAGUUACAGUGUCGGUCUGUUUAAUGACAGUAACAGUGUCAGUCUGUUUAAUGACAGUUACAGUGUCGGUCUGUUUAAUGACAGUUACAGUGUCAGUCUGUUUAAUGACAGUUACAGUGUCGGUCUGUUUAAUGACAGUUACAGUGUCGGUCUGUUUAAUGACAGUUACAGUGUCGGUCUGUUUAAUGACAGUUACAGUGUCAGUCUGUUUAAUGACAGUUACAGUGUCAGUCUGUUUAAUGACAGUUACAGACUUGGCUGUGUUCACUCGAGUCUAUUCUAUUCACAGUAGGUUCUUAAGUUUCAGUAAUACUAGUAUGUGCUUGACUGAGUACUGACAAUCUUAUCACUGAAUGUAAGACAAACUAUUAUAGUAUCAAGUAUUUCUGCUUGAUAUUACAAUAGUGUCACAAAUUCUAUCCAAAAACUUACUUACAAAUUUAAAAUUAUUUGUAUUAUGUAUCUAUUCUCAGAAUUUGUCAAAUUAUACUACAGUGAAACUGCGGUCGUUUUAACAGGUGGUCGUUCGAGAACUGGCGGUCCCUUGAGGUCGUAGCUUAGUCCCAAACACUUUUCCUUCUAUUUUCAUAUAAAAUAUACCAACGCUGCAUCGAAACCUAAAUAAGUCAAGCACAAAUGCUUGUCCCAAAUAAACAAAUUAUGCACAAAACCUUAUCACUCCCUCAAGGUCAUAAUUCUACACUUUUUUCGCGAACACAUGUUUCAAAAUAAACAAACAAUGGCUACGUGUUAAAACUUUCACAAGUUGUAAGAAUUGCAAUGACAGUUGAAAGGAAGUUUGAUAAAGUAUGAAAAACCGUUUAUCUAUGUUUAUUAAUGACCACUAUUAGUUGAUAACGGCAUUUGAGAAGAUAAUUAUGAUUAUAAUAUCCACCAUAUUUCAAUGUUACUGAAAAUGUGCUUUUCUUAAAACUAAACUUUACUAUAUAUUCAUUUUUUGUUUUACUUUUACGGUAUAUGUUAGCCUUUCAACAGAUGAUUGAUUUCCACAAUGCAAUACAUAAUCGGUGUCGGAUGUAAUUUGGUUUGAAGACUUUAAACUUAAAAUACACUGAUAGACAACUCAUAACAGACUGGGAAAUUGAAUCAUGGGUCGUUCAAAACAUCAGUUCCUUCGAGGUUUUAGCUCGGACCCUUGCGUCCUCAAGUGAUUGCAGUUUUACUGUAUAAUAAUAAUUUGAAAAUGAUAAUUGAUAGGUUUGUUGAGUCAUAGUCUGUUAAUGUAUUUAACAAAAUGUAUUUAUAAUAGCUGAAAUGAAAUUAACUUACCAAUACCUUUUUUGAAUGAGAAAUUGUGGGUCAUUUUGUUGUAUAUAAUGCCUAGGAUAGGGUAAUGGCUUAGGAAGAGGUGACGAUUCAUUAUUUGAGUAACGUUUUGUUUCCAUUUUUUUUUUUCAUUUCUUAGAUAAAAGUAGCAGUUUUAUAGGCCUAGGUGUAAUAGGUAGUUUUUGUUUCAUGUAAAUGUUUAUCUUGCAUUGACAAUUCAGUUUCUUUGCUUUUAUAAAAAUGUUAUGUUAAUGUUUGAUUUUAUUAUGAAACACAUUUAAUAAUGUAAGUCUCACUUUGUGAUUAGUUACUCCAUGGUAAUAUGCCGUUGUCAUGUGACUUCUCUGAUCCUAUUGUACACCUUGUAUUUAAAACUGCUAAGUGUAUGUAUUGGUUAUAGAGCUUAUUCCAUUUCGUAUUUGUGUUAGUAAAUUGUAAACUCAUUUGUCAAUUAAUUGCAUUUUAACCAUUGAUUGUAAAUACUUUAAUUUCAAAACAUAUUUUUUUUAUUUAAAUAAUGUUGUAUUUUAAAUGUAUUUUGUUUUAAAUGUAUUUUUAAAGAAUAAAAAUAAAUGUGAUAACUAUAACUAUA
Molecule: messenger RNA, 6388 nt
Organism: Mya arenaria
Lineage: Eukaryota; Metazoa; Mollusca; Bivalvia; Myida; Myidae
Product: palmitoyltransferase ZDHHC8B-like
Exons: 8
Coding region: 96-1868 (590 amino acids)
Biological process (GO): protein palmitoylation
Molecular function (GO): palmitoyltransferase activity
Source: RefSeq, a predicted model, not a curated record